Molecule: messenger RNA, 846 nt
Organism: Fibroporia radiculosa
Lineage: Eukaryota; Fungi; Basidiomycota; Agaricomycetes; Polyporales; Fibroporiaceae
Exons: 4
Coding region: 1-846 (281 amino acids)
Source: RefSeq, a predicted model, not a curated record
AUGAAGCUCGCAGUGACUGGAUGCACCGGUCGCGUCGGCCAACGCGUCGUCCUUGCCGCUCUGAGGCAAGGUCACGCCGUUUUGGGCAUCGAUAACAUCUUGAAAGAAGAUCUAGAAUUCGCCGUGGAUCCUGCGUUCACCUUUGUUCAGGUUGACUUGCGGAACUAUGAAGACACCUUGGAGGCACUUCAGAGCUGCGAUGCGGUCGUGCAGCUGGCGGCCUUAUCCAACCCCGGCGACUACAAGGCAGCCACCCAUAAUAGCAAUGUCGUAAUCACAUGGAAUGUCUUGCGGGCAUGCGCAGAGCUGGGAAUAAACCGGGUUGCUCAGGCGUCAUCGGUCAACGUCAUCAAACUCGUUUACAGCGUAAAACCCGCGAUAGAUUACUUUCCCAUCGACGAGAGCCACCCUUGCGAGCCAGACGAACCAUACGGGCUGUCGAAAGUGAUCGCGGAGCUUCAAGCAGAUACGAUCGUCAGACGCUAUCCAUCCAUGCGCAUCGCGAGCCUCCGCCUGCAUUGGUCCUGUCCCACACGAACCUCUGCCAAGCGCGGCGACCCAGCAAGACGCAGGAAUGACCUGUGGGGAUAUGUUCAGGAGGACUGCGGGGCAGAAGCAUUCGUGCUGGCCGUGUCUGGUGAGAACGAGCAGUGGUCUGGACACGAGAGGUUCUUCAUCACAGCGCCGGUCACUGCGCAUGACGAAGACACAAUGGUGUUGAAGGAACAAUUUUGGGCAGAUGUUCCAAUUAGGGAGGGGUACAACUUGGAUGGUCGAAAGACGUUCUUCGACUGUUCGAAAGCGGAACGAUUGCUCGGGUGGAAGCAUGACGAUGUGAUGGAUUAG